Symbiodinium necroappetens is the source of this 438-nucleotide messenger RNA. NCBI's taxonomy places the organism in Eukaryota, Dinophyceae, Suessiales, Symbiodiniaceae. The record is from the annotation of a GenBank genome assembly.
AUGGAAGAGGCCGCAGAAGUCGAGGAAGUUUCGGCGCCAUACGAAGAAGAGUCCCCGUCGCGGGAGGAUGGCGACGAGCACCGGCAGGACGAGCCCUGGACUGUGAACAGGGCGGCGUAUGAACAGGAUGCAAAGUCUGCCGCGAGGGAAGAUACACACCGAAAGAAGAAGGUAACUGAGACUGCAGCGGCAGCAGCAAGGGCAGCAAGGGUGGAAGCGGACAGAAAGGUACGGAAGGACGCAAAGGCCGCCGCAAGGGUGGAGGGGGAGAUAAAAAAGGCACGAGAGGCAAGAAUGGAAGAGCAGAGACGGGCACGAGAGGCUGCAGAGGCAGCGGCAAGGGCAGAGGAGGAGAGACGGGCACGAGAGGCUGCAGAGGCAGCGGCAAGGGCAGAGGAGGAGAGACGGGCGCGAGAGGCUGCAGAGGCCGCAAGGGCG